Messenger RNA from Australozyma saopauloensis, 2364 nucleotides. RefSeq names its product alpha,alpha-trehalase NTH1 (gene NTH1). Bases 1 to 2364 code for a protein of 787 amino acids. Gene Ontology annotation, cellular component: cytoplasm. Gene Ontology annotation, biological process: trehalose catabolic process. The transcript has a single exon. Lineage: Eukaryota; Fungi; Ascomycota; Pichiomycetes; Serinales; Metschnikowiaceae. The record is from RefSeq and is a predicted model, not a curated record. Gene Ontology annotation, molecular function: calcium ion binding; alpha,alpha-trehalase activity.
AUGGCUGCCAUCAACCACACUCGUAAGAGAAGCGAGGACAUCGAUCCUUUCGACACUGCCGAAAACUACUACCAUGCUAAAACAGAUCCCGCUCGUGCAACAAACACGUCUCGCAGUGGCCGUGUGAGAACACUUUCCAUGGCCGAGUCCAAGGCAUCCAAGGCAGGCUUCCUUGCUGUCUUGGAGAGCUACGAGUCUGCCUCAGGAACAACCACUCCCGACUUGACCAGCUCCAACGAGGCAUCGGAGGGAUACCCCAUGGAUUUGACCACGGAGAAUAUCCCCAAGAAACCCAACCACUACCAUGUGCGUCGUGCCUCGUUGGAUGACUCGUGGACUGUGCCCAAACGGUUCUUGAUCAAAGACAUCAAUACAACAUUAGAUGAGUUGUUGCUGAACGAGGAUACCGACCACAACUGCCAAAUCACCAUCGAAGAUCUGGGACCCAAGACUCUUUUGCUCGGCACAGCCAACUCCAACGGUUUCAACCAUACUGCUGUCAGAGGCACAUACAUGCUUUCUAACCUUUUGCAGGAGUUGACCAUCGCCAAACGCUUUGGCCGCACACAAAUGAUUCUUGACGAAAGCAGAUUGUGCGAGAACCCCGUGUCUCGUAUGAAACGGUUGAUCAACUCGAUGUUUUGGCCUUCGCUUACUCGGCAAAUCACCAAGGAAAACAUUGUCGAAAUGGCAAAGGAUACCAAAAUUGUUGAAGAAUACGAGGACGAGAACGGAAACAUCGUCAAACGUCACGAAAGUGUUCGCUUGUACAUCCCUUACAACCGCCCUGAGCAGUUCAAGUUUUACAACUCGAUCAAAGAGGAACAUCCGGAUGUUGAAUUAGACGUACAGUACUUGCCGGAGAAAAUCGAUGCCGAGUUCAUCAAAUCUAUCAACAAACGCCCAGGUCUUUUGGCUCUCGAGACACAACGCGACCCUAAGGACCCCACAAACUUAAUCAAUGAACCUUAUGUUGUUCCUGGUGGACGCUUCAAUGAAUUGUACGGCUGGGAUUCCUACAUGAUUGUUCUUGGAUUAUUGCUCAAUGUUACACCUGAGAACCAAACUAAUUUGAAGUUGUCUAGAGGUAUGACUGAGAAUUUCAUUUACGAAAUCAAUCACUACAAUAAGAUUUUGAAUGCCAACCGUUCUUAUUAUCUCGGACGUUCCCAGCCUCCAUUUCUUACUGAUAUGGCCUUGAAAACCUUUCACAAGACUUUGGAGGUGAGUCCAGAUAGCACAGAGGAUGCAACCGAUUUCUUGAAGAGGUCCAUUCUAGCAGCUAUUCGUGAAUACAAUAUUGUAUGGUGUUGCUCUCCACGGUUAGAUCCAGACACUGGCCUCUCAUGCUAUCAUCCAGAGGGUGUAGGUAUUCCCCCGGAAACGGAGGCAUCACACUUUGACGCAAUCUUGAAAGAGUACGUUGAGAAGUACAAUAUCACUCAAGAAGAGUUUAUCCAAAAAUACAACGAUAGAGAGAUCGUGGAACCUGACUUGGAUGAGUAUUUCUUGCAUGACAGAGCGGUGAGAGAGUCUGGCCAUGACACAACUUACCGUUUGGAGGGUAAAGCAGCAUACUUGGCCACUGUUGACUUGAACGCUUUGUUGUACAAGUAUGAGAUUGACAUUGCUGAGACCAUUAGAGACUACUUUGAGGACGCUCUUUUGAAUCCAGAAACUGGCAAGAUAGAGAGCUCUAAAGAGUGGUUCGAGAAGGCCAAGCAGCGCCAAACCAACAUCACCAAAUACUUAUGGAACGAAGAAGACUCCAUUUUCUAUGAUUAUCAUGUGAAGGAAAAGAAACAACACGACUAUGAGUCUGCUACAUGCUUCUGGCCCUUGUGGUCAAAAGUUGCCACAGAAGAGCAAGCAGAUUUGUUGGUUCGGAACUCGCUUCCAAAAUUCGAAGAAUACGGAGGUUUGGUGUCUGGUACAUUACGUCUGAGAGGAGAAGUUGGUAUUCAUAGACCCUCGAGACAAUGGGACUACCCAUUUGGCUGGGCACCUCAACAAAUCUUGGCAUGGAUUGGUUUGGCAAACUACAAUUACAACGGUGCUGCCCGUCGUUUGGUUUACAGAUGGCUUCACAUGAUGACUCGUGCGUUCGUUGAUUACAACGGAGUUGUCGUAGAGAAGUACAACGUUUUAAAAGGAGCCGUACCACAUAAAGUUGAUGCCGAAUACGGAAACCAGGGUGCCGACUUCAAGGGUGUUGCCACUGAAGGUUUUGGUUGGGUCAACUCUAGUUUCUUGUUUGGCUUAACGUUUUUGAAUCUCCAAGCACAAAGAAGUAUUGGGGCUUUGAUCCCGCCGGAGACCUUCUUGAAGAACUUAAACGAGAGUCAAAGAGAUCUCUACUCCUAG